Molecule: messenger RNA, 2475 nt
Organism: Penicillium cosmopolitanum
Lineage: Eukaryota; Fungi; Ascomycota; Eurotiomycetes; Eurotiales; Aspergillaceae
Product: class I SAM-dependent methyltransferase
Exons: 9
Coding region: 1-2475 (824 amino acids)
Source: RefSeq, a predicted model, not a curated record
AUGGACUGGCUACACGUCUACAUUGCCGGGGCGGCCUUCCUAGUCUUCGCCUUGGUCGCGCUGGUUCUCUUUGUCUCCUUCCAACAAGUCAAGAUUGACCUCAACCAUGGCGUCUUCACUUACCUCAAGUUUAUUUGGGCCAGUUUCCUGAAACCUCAUGAUAGCCAGGCUGGGGAUCAACAAGAUGCGCUUGAGAGCUUUUACAAAACUCAGGCCAGCGUCUACGAUGCUACUCGACGUCGUCUUCUCUGUGGCCGCGAGGAUAUGCUGGGUCUCAUUGCGGCGCAACUGAAGCAUAAAGUUGAAAGUAAGGAAAUCAAGUCCGGAAAGGCUGUGUGGGUGGAUAUUGGCGGUGGUACUGGUUACAACAUUGAAGCCAUGUCCGCCUUCGUCCCAGUAGAGAGAUUCUUCGACCACGUGUACCUCGUCGACCUUUCGCCAUCUCUCUGUGAGGUUGCCCGCCAGCGUUUCCAGCGCCUGGGAUGGAAGAACGUCACUGUUCUGUGCCAGGAUGCGCGAUCCUUCCGUCUUCCAGAGAGGCAGGUCGACCCCCGGUCCACAGAGGCUGCAACGGAUCGAGCCGACAUGAUUACCAUGAGCUAUAGUCUUUCUAUGAUUCCAGACUACUACAGUGUCGUCGACUCCCUAACCUCGCGCUUGAAGCCAACGGGCUUGCUCGGUGUCUGUGACUUCUAUGUGCAAAGUAUCGUCGACGUAUCUUCCCGCAAUUAUAUUGGUGGAGCAUUCAACCGACACGUCAACUGGCUUGGUCGAGUCUUCUGGCGUGCGUGGUUUGACUUUGACCGAGUCAACCUGGAGGCUGCUCGCCGUGAUUAUCUCGAGUACAAGUUUGGAACCGUGAUCUCGGCCAGUGAGCGCAACUACCUCCUAGGUGGAAUUCCCUACUAUAUUUUUGUCGGCUGCCCUAAAGAGUUCGCCUCUACUCGAUCCAGUCAAGCCACCAUCGAGAAGUUGGAUGCUUCGUUCACCGAAUCUCCCUAUCUACACCCUGCCAAUCACGAAACUGAGAUGGAUAAAGCCGUUCAGAAGAGCACAAGCGAGGUUCGAUCCAAGGCUUAUGAAUCUGCUGUGAUCAACCUCAGCGCCAACCUCCCUCUCCCAUGCUCUUUCUACCAGAAUCACCACUACCGGAUCCACUACAAUGACAUGCUCCCCAAACACACGCAGUUCCAAAAUGAGUAUAUCUACGCUUUCACUUGGGAAGAUCCCCGCGUGGAUCACCGACUGCUAAACAUCGGCUCAGACGAUGUGAUCUUGGCCAUCACUAGUGCCGGAGACAAUAUCUUGGACUACCUUCAGAAGAACCCUCGUCGUGUCCACGCCGUUGAUCUAAAUCCGAACCAGAACCAUCUGCUUGAGCUGAAGGUGGCCAGUUACAGCACACUGGGUCAUCGUGAUAUGUGGAAAAUCUUCGGCGAGGGCAAGCACCCACAGUUCCGCGAGCUGCUCAUUUCGAAACUGAGCCCUCACCUCUCAAGUCAGGCUUUCCAGUACUGGUUGGAACACACCCAUGUCUUUACUUCCACUUCUGGAUACGGUCUCUACGAGACUGGUGGCUCCCGUCAUGCUAUUCGUAUGGCACGAUGGCUGUUCAAUAUCUUUGGGCUCCAGGGUGAGGUUACUAAGAUGUGCGAGGCUCAGAGCUUAGAAGAGCAGCGUGCUAUUUGGCCGCGUAUCCGUCGUGUUCUUCUCAGCAAGCCGUUGAACUGGGCUAUCGUGAGUACCGAAUGGUUUGCCUGGAAGGCAGCCGGUGUGCCUCGCAACCAGCGCAACAUGAUCGUCGAUGAUUUCUUCCGUCGCAAUGGAUUGACUUCGGACAUGAAGCAAGGAAAGGACAUCAGUGGCCAGUCCAUUUGGGAAUACGUGGUGAAUACCCUCGACCCAGUGGUCAAGGACACUAUGAUCAGCAACGACAACUACUUCUACUACCUGUGUGUGCAGGGUAAAUUCUCGCGACGAUGCCACCCUACAUACCUGUCACCCCAAGCGCAUGUCAAGCUCUCUACGCCCGGUGCAUUUGAUGGGCUCCGUAUUCACACCGAUGAGAUCAACGAGGUUAUCAACCGCAUCACACCCGGCACAUUGACUAUUGCCGUGGUCAUGGAUUCAAUGGACUGGUUCGAUCCCGCCGAAGACGCAGCCGCCGCUCAAGCCCGCCGUCUCAACCACGCCCUGAAGAAGGGAGGCCGGAUCCUACUCCGCUCCGCUAGCAUCGACCCUUGGUACAUCAAACACUUCGAAGACAACGGAUUCACAGCUCGUCGUGUGGGAGCUCGUUUCCCUGGCACUUGCAUCGACCGCGUUAACAUGUACGCUUCCACCUGGAUCUGUACCAAAAACGAAGACAUCAUCCGCCCCGGUGCUGGAAGAACAAUGUCGUCACUGUCCCUCCCCGAUAGUGCCGUCGUGGCGAAGGCGAAGAGAUCGACUAGCGUGGAGGACUUGCAACUUUGA